CUCAGGGAAACACGUUCUACUGAGUUUAGGUUGACAGUGUUUAUGUUAUUUUAUACACAGAGAUCCGAGACAGCACAAUACGCACCAACAGAAAUGGCUUCCUGCAGCAGUCUCCUGUCUGAAGAUCAGUUCCAGUGUUCUAUCUGUCUGGAUGUGUUCACUGACCCGGUCACCACUUCAUGUGGACACAACUUCUGCAAGGUCUGUAUUACUAAGCAUUGGGACAGCAAUGACCUGUACCAAUGUCCAUUGUGUAUGGAGCUUUUCUACAGAAGACCUGAGCUUCAAGUCAACAUAGAAUUCAGAGCUGUUAUGGAACAUUAUAAAAUCAGAAAUUGUCACAUCGCCAAACCUGGAGAAAUACCAUGUGAUAUCUGCACUGGGAGGAAGUUCAAGGCCCUGAAGUCCUGUCUGGUGUGUCUGGCCUCUUACUGUGAGACUCACCUGGAGCCUCAUCAUAGAGUUGCAGCCUUGAAGAAACACAAGAUGAUCGACCCUGUGGAGAACCUGGAGGACAGGAUGUGUCAGAAGCUGGAGCUGUUCUGUAGGACUGACCAGACGUGUGUGUGUUUCAUGUGCAUGAGAACAGACCAUAAGACCCAUGACACUGUCACUUUAGAGGACGAGUACACACCAAAAAAGAAUGAUCUGGUGAAGAUGAUGGCUGAGAUGAAGCAGAUGAUGAAGGAAAGAUCUAGGAAGGUUCAGAAGAUCAAACUCUCAGUAGAGACCAGCAAGAGAAAUGCAGAGAAAGAGAUAUCAGACAGUGUUCAGGUCUUCACUGCUCUGGUGCGCUCCAUUGAGAGAAGCCAGGCUGAGCUCAUUGAGGUGAUUGAGGAGAAGCAGAAAGCAGCAGAGAAACAGGCUGAAGGGUUGAUUCAAGAUCUGGAGCAGGAGAUCACUGAGCUGAAGAGGAGAAGCACUGAGCUGGAGCAGCUCUCACACACUGAGGACCACCUCCACCUGCUCCAGAGCUUCCCAUCCCUGAGCACCCCUCCACACACCAAGGACUGGUCUGAGAUCAGUGUCCACAGUGGUCUGAGUGUGGGGGCAGUGAGGAGAGCUGUGUCUCAGCUGGAGGAGACACUCAAUAAAGAGAUGGAGAAGCUGCCUGAAGUCAAGCUGAAAAGGAUUCGGCAGUAUGCAGUGGAUGUGACUCUGGACCCUGAUACAGCAUUUCUCUAUCUCACCCUGUCUGAGGAUGGGAAACAAGUGAGUUUUGGAGACAUAAGGCAGGAUCUCCUUGACAACCCAGAUAGGUUUGAUCUGUGUCCCAGUGUCCUGGCAAAGCAGGGCUUCUCCUCAGGGAGGUUCUACUAUGAGGUGCAGGUUGAGGGGAAGACUAAGUGGGAUCUAGGAGUGGUCAGAGAGUCCAUCGACAGAAAGGGGAUGAUCAUAGUGAGUCCUGAGGAUGGAUACUGGACUGUAUGGCUGAGGUAUGGAGAUGAGUAUAAGGCUCUGGCUGGCCCUGAUGUCCUCCUCUCCCUGAGACAGAAGCCCCAGAAGGUGGGGGUGUUUGUGGACUAUGAGGAGGGUCUGGUCUCCUUUUAUUAUGUGGAGGCCAGGUCUCACAUCUACUCUUUCACUGGCUGCACCUUCACUGAAAAAAUCUAUCCAUAUUUUGGUCCGUGUGUGAACAAUGGAGGUAAAAACUCUGCCCCUCUGAUCAUCACUCCUGUCACUCACUGAUAAAAAUGGAUAUGGAUUCUAUAAUUUAGAACCAGACAAGAAUAUUCUCUUGUAAUAUAGUCCACUGAUUGUUUAAAGAAUAUUUCAAUCAAGAGUUUAUUAGUUAAUAAUUGUGUAUGUUAUGAACGAAUGACAGAUUUAUGAAUCCCUGAUAUGUUACAGUAAUCAAUCAUUAGAUUAUGUUAGAGCUGCCUUUCAGCAACCAUUUCGCUGCUUGUCUAGUUCUCAAACUUUUCAGACCAAGAACAACCUCAAUUCAAACUAAAUUGUCCAAGUUCCACCUACAAUCUACUCUCAGAAAUGCCACAGAAAAUGAAAUAACCAGUGUAGCAACAAUGUACUGACGUUUAACAGUUUUAAGAUUGUUUAUUCAAGCAUUUAUUUUAGAACAUUUAGUCUAAUGUAGAAACGUGUCUCUGUAACACCAGACUGAUGCAAACAGAUCUCUCCAACUCCUGAGUGAUCUGAGGGAGAGAGAGAGUGAGGAAGGGAGAGAGAGAGGGAGAGAGGGGGGCAGAAGAAAGAGAGGGAGAGAGUGUGUGAUCAACAGCAGUUUAUUAUUUGAACAUGUUUGAAAUAGUAAAUACACUGAUAUUUAUACCUGAGGCUAAGGAACAUUAUCUCUUGCUUGGCGAGAGAGAGAGGGAGUGAACAAGCAGCUCCAGUAUCAGGAGAGAGAGGAGGGAACUACACCUGCUGAUGUGUCACCUCUUUGUGGUCCUCCAUGACAGUCAGUAUAGUAUCAAUGGUGCUGAGGAUGACCAGGACCAAGACAGUUGAAGAGGUCUGUCAUCAACCACUGAUCAAGUAACACCAAA
Molecule: messenger RNA, 2507 nt
Organism: Osmerus eperlanus (European smelt)
Lineage: Eukaryota; Metazoa; Chordata; Actinopteri; Osmeriformes; Osmeridae
Product: E3 ubiquitin-protein ligase TRIM39-like
Exons: 2
Coding region: 43-1689 (548 amino acids)
Molecular function (GO): protein binding; zinc ion binding
Source: RefSeq, a predicted model, not a curated record